Molecule: messenger RNA, 787 nt
Organism: Pollicipes pollicipes
Lineage: Eukaryota; Metazoa; Arthropoda; Thecostraca; Pollicipedomorpha; Pollicipedidae
Product: putative ferric-chelate reductase 1 homolog
Exons: 3
Coding region: 6-707 (233 amino acids)
Source: RefSeq, a predicted model, not a curated record
CGGGCAUGCUGCUGGCGCGCUACUACAAGCAGACGUGGGUGAGCCGCAAGCUGGCCGGGCUGGACCUCUGGUUCCAGGGCCACCGCGCUCUGAUGGUGAUCACAGUGCUGCUGACGCUGGCCGGCCUGGCGUGCGUGGUGUGGCAGGUGGGCGGGUGGACGACCACGCCGCUGCUGGCCGGGCCGGCCGCCAGCCCGCACCCGCUGCUGGGCGUGCUCUGCGUCUGCCUGGCCGUCCUGCAGCCGCUGAUGGCGCUCUGCCGCUGCCACCCGGGAACGCCUCGCCGCGCCCUCUUCAACUGGCUGCACUGGACGGUCGGCUCGGCGGCGCACAUCCUGGGUAUCGCCACCGUCUUCUUCGCCGUGCAGCUGCCGGCCGCUCAGCUGCCUGACUGGGCUUACUGGGUGCUCGCCGCCUUCGUGCUUUUCCACGUCGCCGUGCACCUCGUGCUGUCGAUGCAGCAGUGCUGGUCAGACCGCACUCUGAGCGGACAGAAGGGCCACGCCGAGGCGUACAACAUGCGAGACAUGGGCAUGAACAGCUACCACGCCUAUCAGACUGAUCGGCCUCAGGAGGCGCCCGGUUCAACGCUGCGGCGAACGGUGCUUGGCAUCUACAUCGUAAUCAACCUGCUGUUCGUGACGCUCCUGGUGUUGAUGGUGGUCCUCGCGCCAGCAGAAAAGUGGAUCGACAAGAUUCUCUCGUAGAUAUACUCAAGCCUGCUUUAGAUCAGCGCGAUCGCACAGUAUUCAAGUGCGAUGACAGCAACACGGCGCGAUCUUGCAGA